AACUCGAGGUUCCGAGUGUGUGAUCGAGAUUCCACAUCGAAUCAAAGAAGUCGGCUAUAAAGCGCGUCCGGAUGCGGCGCUAGAGCGAGCCUAGCUCACAACAUCACCAGCACACAACAACGCACCUCGCCACCAAGCAGAUCAUGGCGGCCGGGAGGCAAUACACGGCGGGCGCGUCUUCUUCUUCUUUUCCCCUCGCCGUCUGCUUCUUCCCCCUGCUCGUGGCCGCGCUCCUCGGGCUGCACGUGGCGACGGGGCAGGGCGUGCCGGCGGCGGCGCCGGUGCCGGUCAGCGUGGGAGUGAUCCUGGAUUUUUCGUCGGCGGUGUCGCUGAGGCGGCGGACCGGCAUUGAGAUGGCGGUGGAGGACUACUACGCGGCGCACCCGGGGUCGGCCACCAGGGUCGAGCUCCACUUCAGGGACUCCGCCGGCGACGUCGUCGGCGCCACCUCCGCCGCGGUGGACCUGAUCAACAACGCCCAGGUGCAGGCCAUCAUCGGGCCGCAGACGUCGGCGCAGGCGGAGUUCGUGGCGCACCUCGGCAGCCGCGCCCAUGUCCCCGUGCUCUCCUACUCCGCCACCUCCCCGUCCCUCUCCCCGGUGCAGACGCCCUACUUCGUGCGCACCGCCGCCAAGGACUCCUUCCAGGCCGCACCCGUCGCCGCCGUCCUCGCCGCCUUCGGGUGGCGCGCGGUGGCCGUCGUGCACGAGGACUCCCCCUACGGCGCCGGCAUCCUCCCGGCGCUCGCCGACGCGCUCCAGAGCUCCGGCGUAGGCGGCGCGGCGAUCGUGGACCGCACCUCAGUGCGGAACGACGCGUCCAACGACGCCCUCGACGCGCUCCUGGCCCGCCUCAUGGCGAAGCCGACGCGCGUGUUCGUCGUGCACGCGACGUCCAACCUUGUCGCGCGGCUCUUCCAGCGGGCGAGGGCUGCCAAGAUGAUGUCUGACGGCUACGUCUGGCUCGCGACGGACGACGUUGGCAGCUCUGUCGACAGGUUCGGCCCCGACGAAGUCGACGCCAUGCAGGGCGUCGUCAGCCUCCGGCCUCACGUGGAGAUGACGGACCGAGUAAAGAACUUCUCGGCGCGGUUUCGGGCGAGGUUCCGGCGGGACAACCCGGGCUCUGACGAAGACUUGAUCACUGACUCGACUGCGAUGAGGCUCUGGGCAUACGACACGGCGUGGGCGAUCGCCGCGGCGGCCGAGGCCGCCGGCACCGUCACCGGCCCGCCGUUCCAGGCACCACAGAGAAGGCCAUCCACGGCAAAUACCACAGACCUUGACCGGAUCGGCGUGUCGGUCACCGGAGCAUCGCUUCUCAGGGAGCUACUCAACACGACGUUCGACGGAAUGGCUGGCAAGUUCGAGCUGGUCGACGGUCAACUGCAGGUGGCGGCGUAUGAGGUGGUGAACAUCAUCGGGAAAGGUGCCAGGACGGUGGGGUUCUGGACGCCGGAGUCCGGCCUCUCGCCGGAGCUGAACGGCGGCGGCGGCGGCAGGACGCCGCACCUGAAACACAUCCUCUGGCCAGGCGAGACGCUGUCGGCGCCGAAAGGCUGGACGAUGUCGCAGAGCGGGCGCGUGCUCACAGUCGCCGUGCCGGUGAAGGGCGGGUUCAAGCAAUUCGUCGACGCCUCCCCGAACUCCACGUCCAAUAAUAUCACCGGCUACUGCAUCGACGUGUUCAACCAGGUGAUGGAGAACCUGCCCUACCCGGUGCUGUACCAGUACGAGCCGUACAAUGAAAGCUCGGAGUCGUACGAGAAGCUGGUGAACCUGGUGCGCGACGGGACGGCGGACAUAGUGGUGGGGGACGUGACGAUCACGGCGAGCAGGCUGGAGGCGGUGGACUUCACGAUGCCGUUCACGGAGUCCGGGUGGUCGAUGGUGGUGGCGGCGCGGCAGGACCCGGCGGCCAGCAUGUGGAUCUUCCUGCAGCCGCUCACCGCUAGCCUCUGGCUCGCCAGCCUCGCCUUCUUCUGCUUCACUGGCUUCGUCGUCUGGGUCAUCGAGCACCGCGUCAACCCGGAGUUCCGGGGCACGCCGACCCAGCAGUUCGGCCUCAUCUUCUACUUCGCCUUCUCCACCCUCGUCUUCUCACACAAGGAGAAACUGGAGAGCAACCUGUCAAGGUUCGUGGUGAUCAUCUGGGUGUUCGUGGUGCUGAUCCUGACGUCGAGCUACACGGCGAGCCUGACGUCGAUGCUGACGGUGCAGAAGCUGCAGCCGAAGGUGGCCGACGUGACGGAGCUCCAGCGGCGCGGCCACUACAUCGGGUACCAGGAGGGCACCUUCAUCGAGCCCUUUCUAAGGAAGAUGGGCUUCGACGAGCGCAAGAUGAAGAAGUACAGCACGGCGGAGCAGUACGCCGAGGCGCUGUCCAAGGGGUCGGCGAACGGCGGCGUCGACGCCGUGUUCGACGAGGUGCCGUACCUGAAGCUGUUCCUGUCGCAGUACUGCGACGGGUACAUGAUGCAGGGGCCCGUGUACAAGACGGACGGCUUCGGGUUCGUGUUCCCGAGAGGGUCGCCGAUGGUGGGGGACGUGUCACGGGGGAUCAUGAAGCUGGCGGAGGGGGACGAGACGGCGCGCAUCGAGAAGAAGUGGUUCGGCGACCUGGGCACGUGCCGGAGCGGCCCGGACGUCGGCUCGUCGAACCUCAGCUUCCAGAGCUUCGGUGGCCUGUUCCUCAUCACCGGCGUGGUGUCCACCCUCAUGCUGCUGCUCUACGUCGCCAUCUUCGCCUACCGCGAGCGGGACGAGCUCCGGGCGGCGGAGGCUGAGGCCGCCACCACGGCCUCCGGCUCCGGCAGCGUGUCGGUGCGGAGAAUGAAGGCAUGGAUGCAGCAUUACGACAGGAAGGAUCUCAAGUCGCCGACGUUCAAGACGUGGAACGAGGAGUCCGUGAGGAACGGCGGUGACUUUGCGACGACGCCUUUUGCGCGGACGCCGCGGAGCGGCGACGCAAGCGGGACGCCGAGGGCCGAACAUGCUGCAACGGGCGGCACGAGCCCGCUGAGCGUGUACAUCAGCUCGGAAAUGAACGCUGGCUCUUCGCCGGAGGGAACCCCGGCGUCAGAGAUCAGCGAGUCAUUCGAGCAGAGGAUGGAGGGGUCAGCCAACUCAGUGGAGAUGGGAAGAACGACAGCCUCUCAACUGCAGUAGACUUGACUAGUUUGCAGACUUGCAGUAGAACUAGACAGACACCCAGUUCCACAGGAACGCCAGCACUGCAAGAGUUCCGUGCAGUCCAAUUACUACUUGUAAUUUGGCUAGAAAAUUGUGUGUACUCCUAUUAGAGUGGACAUUAGUGAAUGCA
Lolium rigidum is the source of this 3321-nucleotide messenger RNA. Its product is annotated as glutamate receptor 2.8-like. Gene Ontology annotation, biological process: G protein-coupled receptor signaling pathway. Gene Ontology annotation, cellular component: plasma membrane. Bases 144 to 3167 code for a protein of 1007 amino acids. NCBI's taxonomy places the organism in Eukaryota, Viridiplantae, Streptophyta, Magnoliopsida, Poales, Poaceae. The record is from RefSeq and is a predicted model, not a curated record. Gene Ontology annotation, molecular function: G protein-coupled receptor activity; glutamate-gated receptor activity. The transcript has 3 exons.